GAGAGAGAGAGAGAGAGAGAGAGAGAGAGAGAGAGAGAGACUCUACAGGAGCACUUUUGUUUACUCACAUGACUCAAACACAGAACCAGAAAACAGGAAUCACGUGAGUUCAGGGAAAGAGAAACUGCAGUUUAGUUGAGCUGUUGUGUGUUUUGUGUCUCUGUAUUCAUUCAGUAAAAUGGCUGAAGCCAGAGUUUCUCAGGAUGAGUUCUUGUGUCCAGUGUGUCUGGAUCUCCUGAAGGAUCCAGUGACCAGUUCCUGUGGACACAGUUACUGUAAGAUCUGUAUUACAGACUGCUGGGAUCAGGAGGAUCAGAAGAGACUCUACAGCUGUCCUCAGUGCAGACAGACCUUCAGUCCAAGACUUGCUUUAUCUAGAAACACCAUGCUGGCUGAAGUGGUGGAGAAACUGAAGAAGACCAGACUCUCUGAUGACUGUUACGCUGGAGCUGGAGAUGUGCAGUGUGACGUCUGUACUGGAAGAAAAUACAAAGCCAUCAAGUCCUGUCUGAUGUGUCUGAACUCUUACUGUCAAACUCAUUUUGACCGUCAUGAGGAGUUUCAUUCACGUAAGCCGCACAAAGUUAUUGAUGCCACUGGACGACUGCAGGAGAUGAUCUGCCAGAAACAUGAGAAGAUCCUCGAGGUUUUCUGUCGCACUGACCAGAAAUGUAUAUGUGUGCUGUGUACGAUGGAUGAACAUAAAAACCACGACACUGUAUCAGCUGCCGCACAGAGGACAGAGAAACAGAAGCAGCUGAAGGAGACACAGAAGACGCUCCAGCAGAGAAUCCAGCAGAGAGAGAAAGAUCUCCAGCAGCUGAGAGACACUGUGGAGUCUCAUAAGCGCUCUGCACAGACAGCAGUGGAGGACAGUGAGAGGAUCUUUACUGAGCUCAUCCGCUCCAUUGAGAGAAGCCGCUCUGAGCUGAUACGACUGAUCAGAGAUCAGGAAAAGACUGCAGUGAGUCGAGCUGAAGAACGACUGGAGCGACUGGUGCAGGAGAUCAAUGAUCUGAGGAGGAGAGACGCUGAGCUGGAACAGCUUUCACACACACAGGAUCACAUCCAGUUCCUGCAGAGUUUCCAGUCUCUCUCAGCACCCCCUGAAUCUACAGACGUAAAUGAUGAUCUCUUCAGUUCUCUUGUCUCUUUUGAUGAUCUGAGAGAAUCUGUCCAUCAGCUCAGAGACAAACUGGAGGAUUUCUGUAAAGAGGAGCUCAAGAAGAUCUCAAACAGAGUCACAUUCACCAGCAUUGUUCCCAGAACCAGGAAGGACUUCCUACAAUAUUCCCAUCAGCUCACUCUGGAUCCGAACACAGUGAAUAAAAACCUCCGUCUGUCUGAGAACAACAGACUGAUUACUGCCACUGACUCACUUCAGCCGUAUCCUGAUCAUCCAGACAGAUUUGAUAAUGUGUGUCAGGUGUUGUGUAGAGAGAGUGUGUGUGGACGCUGUUACUGGGAGAUUGAGUGGAGUGGAGAUAAAGGUGUGUUUAUAUCAGUGUCAUAUAAGAGCAUCAGCAGAAAGGGAUGUAGUAAUGAGUGUUUCUUUGGAAAUAAUGAUCAGUCUUGGAGUUUGUUCUGCUCUCCCUCCAGUUACUUAUUCAUACACAAUAACAUUGAGACUGAUGUCUCUGUGAAGUCCAUCAGCAGUAGAAUAGGAGUGUUUGUGGAUCACAGUGCAGGAACUCUGUCCUUCUACAGCGUCUCUGACACAAUGAGCCUCAUCCACACAGUCCAGACCACAUUCACUCAGACGCUCUAUCCUGGGUUUAGCUUUGGAUCUAGAUCUGAAUCUAGGUUUAUUUUUGGAUCUGGAACUGGAUUUGGCUCUGGAUCUGCAUCUGGGUUUAGUUUUGGAUCUGGAACUGGAUCUGGAUCUGAAUCUGGGUUUGGAUCUGGAAAUAAAUCUGGGUUAAGUUUUGAAUCUGGAACUGGGUUUGGAUCUAGAUCUGGAACUGGGUUUAGGUUUGGAUCUGGAACAGAAUCUGGGUUAAGUUUUGUAUUUGGAACUGGGUUUGGAUCUGGAACUCGCCUUGGAUCUGUAACUGAAUCUGGGUUAAGUUUUGGAUCUAGAACUGGAUCUGGACCUGGGUUUGGAUCUGGAUCUGAAUCUGGAUUAAGUUUUGGAUCUGGAACUGGUUCUGGAUCUGGGUUUGGAUCUGGAACUGAAUCUGGGUUAAGUUUUGGAUCUGGAACUGGGUCUGAAUCUGGAACUGGGUUUGGAUCUGGAUCUGAAUCUGAGUUAAGUUUUGGAUCUGGAACUGGUUUUGGAACUAUAUCUGGGUUUAGAUUUGGAUCUGAAUCUGGGUUUGGAUCUGGAUCUGAAUCUGGGUUAAGUUUUGGAUCUGGAACUGGGUUUGGAUCUGGAACUGAAUCUGGGUUAAGUUUUGGAUCUGGAACUGGGCUUACGUUUAGAUCUAGAUCCGGGUUUACUGUUUGUUCUGGAUCAUCAGUGAAACUGUGUUGGUAAUUGAGAAAAGACUGAUAAGUGAUUCUACGCAUAAUGCUUUAAGCAGCUUGAUGAAUCAGUAACAGUGAGAUGGUAUGGUCUCUUCUUUUCUCUUCAUGACAUUAAUACUGCAGCGGAACUUUUGUCACCGAAAUAACAUGAAUCAGAAUAAAUGUAAUAAAUCUUCAUACAGACAGUAUGAUCAGUGUGUGUGAGUCGUGCUAAGUGCCAAUGUGUUUCUGUACAUUUCUUAAACUAUUAGUUUUUAUUGUAGUGUGUUACAACCCUUCUUUUGCUCUUCUUUUGUGUCUAGGGAUUAAGAAGGGGAACAUUGGACCAGUUCAGACCAUUACCAUCUUCACACUAGGUGUGAAUGAAAGUAUCUAAGAAAAAUGUGAAAAGGAAAACAUAUUCAAUGUCUGAGGCAUUGUAACUCAAUUACACUAACUAACCAAACAAAAAAUAUAGUCCCUAACCUAGUGUGUCUAGACAACUAAAUCAAACUACAUGUGCACCAUGUAAGUCACAUUACA
This is a messenger RNA of Carassius auratus (goldfish), 2988 nucleotides long. Its product is annotated as tripartite motif-containing protein 16-like. Gene Ontology annotation, molecular function: zinc ion binding; protein binding. The record is from RefSeq and is a predicted model, not a curated record. NCBI's taxonomy places the organism in Eukaryota, Metazoa, Chordata, Actinopteri, Cypriniformes, Cyprinidae. The transcript is spliced from 6 exons. The coding region runs from base 179 to 2476 and encodes 765 amino acids.